AUGGAAUUUUCAGGCGCCCAUCUAUCAGCAGACUCCGCUGAAAUCCACCACACCUUCCCUUCCCUGGAGAGCGAGGGCGGGAGGGACAGCUCCAACGGCCUGCCCUUCAUUUUCUUGCCGGACAAACCUGAUCUGCAUGCUGGGGAACGACAACCACCAUCUUCUGCGGAUUCAUCUUCAAUGCAAAUGGCUAUGAGCAGCCAAAUCCAGGACAUAAAGGAAGAGAAUGAAAGGUUAAGGUGCAUGCUGUCUAAUUAUCUCCCGCCAACAAUUCAUCCGUAUCAUUUGAUGGAGGAUAUUACGGCCUCAAAAUAUAUGUCAGUGCCUAGAAUGGCACUGGACCAACGUAGGAUACUGGUGCCUCCUUCCAAACGAGGAAAGGUCUCCAUCGGAACGAGAACCGCUCUGCCGACGAUAGAUGAUGGAUGCCAAUGGAGGAAGUACGGUCAAAAAGUUGCCAAAGGAAAUCCACACCCCAAAUCUUAUUAUAGAUGCUCCAUGGCUCUUGGCUGCCCAGCUAAGAAACAGGUGCAGAGAUCAGUUGAAGACAGUUCAAUGCUAGUGACUACAUAUGAAGAUUGCCAUGACCAUCAGCUUCCUUGUUCUUUGCUUGUAGCUCCAACUGAAACGUCAUCAAUGGCCUUUUUGUCACCAACGUUCCGAUCAGUUAUUCCACUUCCUAGUAUUUACUCUGGAAUGGGCUUCCCAUCUUCAGUACAACAUGCACCGAUAGAUUCAAUCCAACCUUUCCAGCAAGACCUUGCAAAGGACACCCAUAUACUGUGGAUUCCAGUAACUGCUGAAUCAGAUGUUUCCACAACUGCCAGCUCCAAGCAAUGA
Nymphaea colorata (pocket water lily) is the source of this 840-nucleotide messenger RNA. Its product is annotated as WRKY transcription factor 72A-like. NCBI's taxonomy places the organism in Eukaryota, Viridiplantae, Streptophyta, Magnoliopsida, Nymphaeales, Nymphaeaceae. The record is from RefSeq and is a predicted model, not a curated record. Gene Ontology annotation, molecular function: sequence-specific DNA binding; DNA-binding transcription factor activity. The transcript has 4 exons. The coding region runs from base 1 to 840 and encodes 279 amino acids. Gene Ontology annotation, biological process: regulation of DNA-templated transcription.